GCUGUGCGUAGUCAAUAAAAGCGACAGCUCGGUCUGCGAACGGUCGAACGGCCACACUCACUUAUCCCAACGCACAUCUUCCUUGCUCGACCUCCGUGCUCCGUCUGACCUCUAUUUAUCUUUCCCUUGCUCUAGCAAUUCGCCAGAUUUCAUCGCCCAACAAUGCCUCGUCCUGAGCCUCAUCCCCUAGCAUUAUUCUCCUUGGUCCCUUUAAACGAGCGAGCUAACGCAGUGCUCGCCCACCAGAGCAACCAGCACCUCGUGUCGUGGCUGAAGGACGGUACCCUUGCUCUCGACGUUGGCCAUAUCCGCCCAAUGUCAGGAGGUAACGUUACUUUGGCUACACUGGGACGGAACGGCGAUGUGAUAGUGGAAGGCUCCAGCAUCGCGAAGAUCCAAUGCUCGUUCGAGAUCGAGAUAGACACUAAAGUCAUCAUGUUCUACGACAGAUCGCACGCUCAGACGAGUCAGGUCUUUGGCGACAACGCUACACCAUUCGAGUAUGGACGCCUUCGUAAAGUCGUCGUGCAGGAGAAGGUCAACACUAUCAUUAGCAUGGGCGGUGUCGGGCGGAAUCUGGUGCAGUUCGAACUGAAAUGGCAUUGCCGUCCUGAUGACACAAUGGAGAGGGUGAAGGACCGAGAGAGUGGACCCCUCGCAGAGAAUCCCCGCCUCGCGCGUACCAUUGAUGAAAUAGACACAGUUCUGCCGUCUCGAAGGGAGACCCGAAUCCACACGCCGGGACUCCAAAUGCCGAAGACGAGAUACGCGACGAUAGGAGAUAGCCUCGGAUCUGGACAGUUUGGAAUAGUAUAUAAAGCCGUCAACCUGGACACAGGCAAGCUCAUGGCUGUCAAGAUAAUGGAGCGGCCCGCCGGGCCAGCACAACAAGAGUGGAUGAAAUUGAAGCGCGAGGUAGAAAUCCUUUCCAGAAUCAGCCAUGACCAUAUUGUUGACUACAUCUCGUCGCAGGGUUGGGACCGGCCCGAGGUGGAAAUCUUCAUGGGUCUAAAAGAAGGAACCCUACAGUCGUUAAUCGGCAACAAGUGCUCCGUCCCCAUUACCGACCUUGCCCACACCGUCUUACAUCAUAUGCUCCAAGCGAUCGAUUGUCUUGCAAUAGGGGGCAUUAUACAUCGAGAUGUGAAACCGGAGAAUAUUCUCUACGUAUCUCAUCAAGGCCAAUAUCACUUCCAGCUCGGGGACUUUGGCUUUAGUCACCGGGCUGUUUUUGCGGCGACUUUUGCGGGCAGCCCACUUUACAUGGCUCCGGAGAUGUUUCGAGGAGGGAAGCAGACACACAAAGUAGAUGUCUGGUCACUCUACGUCACGAUGUUGUGGACGCUAGAUGUGGAAGGGUUCCGUGAGGUAUCGAAAGGGCUGACCAACCAUGGUGAAGCCCAAGAGGUGAUUUUGUCAGCAGCAGCAACCCCGAAGGUGGACGUCAUUCGGGAAAUGGCAAGGGUCAAACCAGAAGAGCGCGCUUCUGCAGCACAAAUGCUUGUCAAGUGCUACAAUGGGCAAGGACUCACCACACCACAAAACCAGAUUCCACCUCUCAUCAGCCCCGCAAAAGCCGACAGCAAAGCUCCAGCUGCAGCUGCCCGCGCGAACACGAAUCGGUUUGCAGCCGCGGGCGAACUCCGCGUUGAGAAGACUCGGUUUCCUCGGACACCGCGAAUACGGCCAAUUGGUCCGGUGACCGAAAAGCGUGGCCAGGCACUCGGUCCCAGGACCCCAGUGAAACGUCCAGUUCCUGGCAGUUUCCCCGGCGAUACCAUCGACACUUCGACAGAACACUCUAGCGGCCUAGAUUUAUUUGAAUAA
Messenger RNA from Ilyonectria robusta, 1827 nucleotides. RefSeq names its product kinase-like domain-containing protein. The transcript has 3 exons. The record is from RefSeq and is a predicted model, not a curated record. NCBI's taxonomy places the organism in Eukaryota, Fungi, Ascomycota, Sordariomycetes, Hypocreales, Nectriaceae. Gene Ontology annotation, biological process: peptidyl-serine phosphorylation; autophagy; autophagosome organization. Gene Ontology annotation, cellular component: autophagosome; cytoplasm. Gene Ontology annotation, molecular function: protein serine/threonine kinase activity; ATP binding. The coding region runs from base 163 to 1827 and encodes 554 amino acids.